CUGUAUAAACAACCCAUAAAAAAUAUAAAAUAAAAAAUGGACAUUCUCAACUUAUUAAAUCAUCCUACGACAAUGGUGAAUAAACCAUAUCAAUGUAGUUGGCAUGGAUGUGAAAAGAGAUUUUCUCGUCGAUCUGAUCUAUCACGUCACAGAAGAAUUCAUACAGGCGAAAGACCAUUCCAAUGCCUUUGGCCUGGCUGUAAAAAGCAAUUUAUUCAACGCUCGGCUCUGACUGUACAUCUUCGAACACAUACAGGCGAGAGACCUCAUGCAUGUGAAGUCGCCUGUUGUAAAAAGUCCUUUAGCGAUUCUUCCUCUCUUGCUCGUCACAGAAGAACACAUACAGGAAAACGACCUUAUGCUUGUGAAUGCGGUAAAUCAUUUACACGUAAAACAACCCUCUCUCGACAUCAACAAGCGCAUCAUAUUCUUCCUCAAACAAUAAGCCGUUUCGAAACUAGAAGUGAAUCACCGGAUUCAUCAGACCAUAGUGAAGUAAGCAGGUCAUCAUACUAUUGCUCACCCCCAACGCCACCUUUAGAACCUGUACAUUACUUUAAACAAUAUGCAUGUAUGCAUCCACCAUUACUAUCUUCUCAACAUACACUUGUGAAUAACACAAGCCCAAUUUUAUUACCACCUUUACUACAUCAUUAUCACCAUUAAAACCUUAAUUCUAUACCUAUCAUAAUUUUCAUUUCAUUGUUUAUAUGUAUAAAAAAAAAAGGAUUAC
Messenger RNA from Mucor mucedo, 733 nucleotides. RefSeq lists its product as uncharacterized. Gene Ontology annotation, molecular function: RNA polymerase II cis-regulatory region sequence-specific DNA binding; DNA-binding transcription factor activity, RNA polymerase II-specific. The record is from RefSeq and is a predicted model, not a curated record. Gene Ontology annotation, biological process: regulation of transcription by RNA polymerase II. Lineage: Eukaryota; Fungi; Mucoromycota; Mucoromycetes; Mucorales; Mucoraceae. The transcript is spliced from 3 exons. Bases 37 to 666 code for a protein of 209 amino acids.